AUGUCCAAGCAAGACGACAAGACUCCCGUCCGUGACACAGCGGAAGAUGACGCCUACUUCCCCUCACCCUUCUCCCUCACACAAUACGUUACCGCCAAAACAGAUUUUGACGGCGCCGACUAUCCCAACAAAUACACAGGCGGCAAAUGGAAGAUUCUCAUGAUCGGCACCCAGGAGCGCUAUCUCAAGAUGGCAGACGGCAAGUUCUUCUCUACAGGUAAUCACCCAGUUGAGAUGCUGCUGCCUAUGUAUCACCUCGACGCUGCUGGCUUCGAUAUCGAUGUCGCUACUCUCUCAGGUGAUCCUGUCAAGCUCGAGAUGUGGGCUUUUCCCAAGGAGGAUGAGGCUGUCAAGUCGAUUUACGAUAAGUACAAGCAGAAGCUUCGCAGCCCGCUUAACCUCUCUGAGGUCUGGAGUGGCCAAGACGGCAAGGGAUUUAGUCAAGAUACUCCUUACCUGGCAGUCUUCAUUCCUGGCGGUCACGGCGUGUUGAAUGGCAUACCCUUCAGCAAGACGGUCGGCGAUGUUCUUCGCUGGGCUCAUGCCAAUGAUCGCUUUUUUAUUACGCUUUGCCACGGACCUGCCAGUAUUCUCGCCGCAGACGUUGGUAAGCCUGAGGGUUCCAAGUUUAUUUAUGAGGGCUAUAGCAUCGAUGUUUUCCCUGACUCGCUGGACCAGGGUGCUAAUAUCGACAUUGGUUACAUCCCUGGCAAGAUGGAGUGGCUGGUUGGGGAGCGACUCAAGAAGCUCGGGGUUACGCCGAUCAACAAGACCAUCUCCGGUGAAUGCCAUCGCGACCGUCUGCUGUUGACUGGCGAUUCGCCGUUGGCUUCGAAUAACUUGGGCAAGCUGGCUGCCAAGACGCUGUUGGAGGAGGUGAACAAGUAG
Messenger RNA from Fusarium tjaetaba, 888 nucleotides. RefSeq names its product chaperone hchA. The transcript has a single exon. Gene Ontology annotation, molecular function: protein deglycase activity. The record is from RefSeq and is a predicted model, not a curated record. Bases 1 to 888 code for a protein of 295 amino acids. Lineage: Eukaryota; Fungi; Ascomycota; Sordariomycetes; Hypocreales; Nectriaceae.